Messenger RNA from Oryza brachyantha (malo sina), 1264 nucleotides. RefSeq lists its product as uncharacterized. Bases 38 to 862 code for a protein of 274 amino acids. The record is from RefSeq and is a predicted model, not a curated record. NCBI's taxonomy places the organism in Eukaryota, Viridiplantae, Streptophyta, Magnoliopsida, Poales, Poaceae. The transcript has a single exon.
UAAGUUCUACCACCUCGGAAGCUCGCCGCCGGCGACGAUGAGGUACGGCGAGGUGGUGCACUUCAGCCACCCGCAGCACCGGCUGCGGCUGGAGCACGCCGACACGCCGUUCCGGUGCGACGGCUGCCGCGAGGUCGGCAUCGGCGCGCGCUUCCGGUGCCCGUUCCCGGGGUGCGACCACGACCUCCACCGCCAGUGCGCGCUCCCGCUGUCCCCGCCGCCGCCGCCGCUCCGCCACCCGUUCUACCCGCGCUGCGCCUUCGUCUUCCUCGCGCGGGCGCCGGGGGCGCCCGGGACGCGGUACUGCAACGCCUGCGGCCGCGACGUCGCCGGGUUCGUGUACCACUGCCGCUCCUGCGGAUUCGACCUUCACCCGUGCUGCGCCACGCUGCCGCACGUCCUCGACGCCGGCGGCGGGCGAGGGGGAGGAGGCGCGGCCGCGAGGCUGUACCUGCACCCGAAGGCGGCGACGGCGUGCCACCGGUGCGGGCACCGCGGCCGGAGCUGGACGUACCGGAGCAGCUGCAAGAGCUACAGCCUCCACGUCGCCUGCGUCAUGGACAUGCUCGUCGAGAGCUGGCACGGCGUCGGCCGCCACAAGGGCGCUGGCGGCGGCGGCGGCAAUGUGUACGACGGCGCGACGGUGGCGGGGAGCGGCGGGUACAGGGUGCCGGUGAUACGCGGCGCGGCGAAGAGCAGCCACGCGAGCAGGGGAGGGUCGUCGUCGUACUGGGGCAGGAAGAGCAAGGUCAAGCGGUGCUGCGAGAUCGCCGGCUUCGCGGCGCAGGUCGUCAUCUCAGCGGUGCUCGGCGACCCCACCGCCCUCAUCGCCGGCGUCAUCGGCUCGCUCAUCGCGCGGUGACCUCACCUCACCUCAACUCCGGCGCCGCCGCCGCCGCCGCCGCUGCCCGGCCGCCCGGCGAAAGGAAAAAAAAAUGUAAAUUACCACGUGUACGCACGCACGUAGCCUACGUGGCAAAAUCAACUCGUGCAAUAACAUAACCCGUGUCCACGUCAGCCGCUGCCGAAUCGCUGUCCCCACCAAACUCACCUUCCAUUUGAGCUCCACAGUGUUGAAUUGUAGGUACCAUGCUAUUCCAUCUGGGCCGAGUGUUAACUGCAAGUACCAUGAUUUUUUUAAAAAGUUUUUUGCUUUUAAUCUCCUUUUAAAAUCGUUUUUCAUAGUUGAUGAGGUAAUAUUUCUGAUUCUAUAGAGCACUUCUCAUCAACAUACACAGUGCUCUACACUGGUUCAAAAGCAAUA